This is a messenger RNA of Ziziphus jujuba (common jujube), 989 nucleotides long. RefSeq names its product non-specific lipid transfer protein GPI-anchored 6. The coding region runs from base 198 to 770 and encodes 190 amino acids. The transcript has 3 exons. NCBI's taxonomy places the organism in Eukaryota, Viridiplantae, Streptophyta, Magnoliopsida, Rosales, Rhamnaceae. Gene Ontology annotation, biological process: lipid transport. The record is from RefSeq and is a predicted model, not a curated record. Gene Ontology annotation, molecular function: lipid binding.
CUCUCUCUCUCUCUCUCAUCCUCUAAAUUCAAUAAAGUGAAAGGACCAAUUAUAAAAGAAUAAAUAAAAAGACGAAGGGAGAAAGAGAGAGAGAGAGAGAGAGAGAGAGAGAGAGACUCCGUAACACCCUCCAUUAUCAUCGUAUUCCUAUUCCUUUCUAUCCCCUUCUCUGUUUUUCUUUGUCUCUCUGCUUCAAAAUGGGUUCAAAGCUUGCAUCUGUGGCUCUGCCAUACAUGUUGAUGUUGGUUUUGAUCCUAUUCGUAGGUUUUGGGAGCUCAAACAUUGACCAAGACAAAGCAGAAUGUUCAGACCAACUAGUUGGGUUAGCCACCUGUCUUCCUUAUGUUGGUGGGGAUGCCAAAACUCCCACCCUUGAUUGCUGCACAGGGCUCAAACAGGUUAUUGACAAGAGUAAGAAAUGCCUCUGCGUCUUGAUCAAGGAUCGAGAUGAUCCAAAUCUUGGCCUCAAGAUAAAUGCUACUCUUGCUUUACAACUUCCCACUGCCUGUAAUGUACCACUCAAUGUAACUAGAUGUGUUGAUCUUUUGCAUUUGGCACCAAACUCUACGGAUGCUAAGGUGUUUUUGGAAUUUGGGAAAAGCACUGGAAAGAACAUUAGCACCCCAGUUGGAAGUGGGAAUUCUACGAGUUCAGGAACAAGUGGUGAUAUAAAAAGUGAUGCUUGGAGAGGAAAGAGAUGGGUGGGAAUAGAUAUGCUUUUUGGGACUUUAAUCUGGAUUUUCACUCCGCAUCUGGUCUUUUAUGUUUGAUAUAGCAAUUUAUAUAUACAUAUAUAUAUAUAUAUAUAUAUGAUUUUGUGCUCCCCUGUGUUGUUUUGCUCAAUUUGUAUCUUAAUUGAAUCCGUCAAAAGACUCAAAACUAUCUUUCUGCUCUCUCGUAUUAUUUUCCUUCAAACUACAUUUACAUUGGAUGUAUAUCCUAAAUGUGAUUGAACAAAUAUUCAAGUGGAUUCCAACUUUUUCAAGUUC